Messenger RNA from Austrofundulus limnaeus, 1747 nucleotides. Its product is annotated as claudin-4. Gene Ontology annotation, molecular function: structural molecule activity. Bases 824 to 1459 code for a protein of 211 amino acids. Gene Ontology annotation, cellular component: membrane; bicellular tight junction. NCBI's taxonomy places the organism in Eukaryota, Metazoa, Chordata, Actinopteri, Cyprinodontiformes, Rivulidae. The record is from RefSeq and is a predicted model, not a curated record. The transcript has a single exon.
AAUGUUUUACACACUGAACAAUCUGUUCUCAACUGAAUUUUGAACUAAUUGACAAUCCACUUAAAAAAAAUACCACCAGCGUCUUUUGUUUGACUUUCUGGUUGAUCAGGUUUGGGUGUGACGACAAAAAGAAGUAAGUCGGGUUCAAACUGCCUUUGUUCAAACUGUGAGCCUUCUGGCAAAACAAUUUGAACUUUUUGUACGCAUAAAAGACUUUUUGUUCUGUUUGGUAGCAAGGUAAAAACAUACCUUUGUUCAGUGUCGGUUUAAUCKUCUAAAAAGAAACUUCCUUUAUGCCGAGAUUUAGAAUUCCAUUAAUAUGUUUUUUGUUAAGUUAAUACAUCAACACCCUGACUGUGAAAACACAGAUUUACCCCUCAUAUUUAAAUAAAAACUCUUUGGGUUUAGCGUUUUUAACCACUGGAUAUGUUUAUUUGCACCCUUUUUCACCCAUUUCCAAUCUGUUUUUAUUGAAACACUGAAGAAAACAUUGCUGUGUUUGCUCAAGGCGUGAGCUGACCUACAUGCGAGGCUGAUUGGUUGUGUGUUCAAACACAGCUUGCACCUGAAAGCCAUUGUUCCCGAUCUUUAAACGUUCCUUGAGGCAUCGAAGCUUGUWUGUCUGGGAACAAUGAACCAGAACUGUGAGUAUCAGGUCUCAGGUUUCCCCCUUUGUCUGGUAGAACAUUAACUCCACCCUGAAGUCUGAACCACAAACCGUUUCGACUCACUGACUUCGAAGCACCAGAGCAAAAACCCCUCAACCAACCAGUACUUAAGUGUUUAAUAAUUCUUCAAGACGUGACCGUUUUGUGGCUCCAACAUGGCUUCUCAGGGAAUGCAGCUCUUGGGUAUCCUGCUAGCCUUCAUCGGCUGGGUGGGCACCAUCGUCACCUGCGCUCUGCCCAUGUGGAGGGUCACCGCGUUCGUCGGGGCCAACAUCGUGACGGCGCAGUUGAUCUGGGAGGGCUUGUGGAUGAGCUGCGUGGUCCAGAGCACGGGCCAGAUGCAGUGCAAAAUGUACGACUCCAUGCUGGCCCUGCCUCAGGACCUGCAGGCCGCCAGAGCCAUGGUCAUCAUCUCGGUCAUGGUCGGGGUGCUCGGCACGCUCAUGUCCGUCGUCGGAGGGAAGUGCACCAACUGCAUUGAGGACGAGGCGUCCAAAGCUAAAGUCUGCAUCCUAGCCGGAGUGAUUUUUAUCAUCGCCGCCUUGCUGAUCCUAAUCCCAGUCUCCUGGUCRGGUCACACCRUCAUCAGGGACUUUUACAACCCUCUGCUGACCGAAGCGCAGAGACGGGAGCUCGGAGCAUCUCUUUACAUUGGAUGGGGCUCGGGUGGGCUGCUUCUGCUGGGAGGAGGUCUGCUCUGUAGCAGCUGUCCCCMUAAAGACAACGGACCUUAUAUAGCUGCCAAGUUUGCCCCUUCAAGAAGUGUAUAUUCAAAUGUGAACUAUGUGUGAGUCCUUUGAUGUCAAAGAAAACAUUUCAUUUUCAUUCUUUAACCUCUCUAAAUGAAAAUUUAAAAAAACACUUCAACAAAGAAAAUUUAAAUAUUCUAAAUUGUUGAUUUUUUUAGUUCUUAUUAAUUUCAAAGAUUAAUAUUUUAGUUGUGUUAUUGUUCCGUGUUCUCCUCCAAUCUGAGCAUUAAUGAAGUCUAAAUAAUCYUUUUCACUGUUGCACAGUGAACCUCAAUCAUAUGUUUAAUCACCAGUACAUUUCAAAUGUCGAUAAUAAAGUGACUUUAUUCA